GUCGGUAUAGCAUUGUUAGUGGAGAGUUCAAUGGCCAUUAAACAACACAUUCUUUGACUUACGACUUAAGAAUUAAUGUCGUCAUGAAAUGGGAACAUUGUUUUGUCGACAGAUGUUGCAUAUUUCUUUGCAAGUGUGAAAACAUGUCCUUUACGAGCUGUUAAAUUAUAUUGUGUACAAUCGAGUUCUAUUCACUGCGGAUUUAAAGUGUGGCACAUUGUACAAAGGGUAUACAACUAUACGCUCGAGAUAAUAGGACACGCUUAGUUGAAUAACAUAUAUACAGAGUUAUUUUCGGAGGCCUACCCGUCGGAAGGUUAUACCGGCAGUGUCCCGUGUACAUCUAGACCAUGAACUUUCGAGCUCGUGGAUUUUUUAUGAUUUGUCCGGAGGUUCUUCACUAAUUAAAAACAGCACGUCUUUUUAAGAACUCUGAGAUGUGAGAUCAUGUAAAUGUAAAUUCGACCAGUGCGCCAUUGAGAAAGUUGAGAUAAUUGUAUUCACACUUUCAUCGGAGGAGCAGUUUAAACGAGGGAUUAUUGAACGUGACUUGUGACAUUAGAACACACCGAUUGUACUAGUCAUUGCGAUAUACUAACAACGUGAAAACUAAGGCAUACGUUCCAACUGCUGAUAACAGCCCAUCACAGAGAGUUCAUACGGAGAUAUCUACAUGCAUAUGUGAAACGGUAAAGGGACACUGUGUGUUUAUUUAGAAGGUAAACAAAAGUCGGCGGCGACCAGGCCAAUAGAAGUUUGUGUAACCGACCCAUGGUAAUAAUCAAUAUAGAAGGUGUGUAUCUACUUUGAUCUACCCAUGCUGGUAGAAGUAACAAUUUCAGGGUUCAGUUUUACCUGGGACUGUUACCUGUCUGUCUGUCCUACCCAGGUGUGAUGGUCCUUACGGUGUGCCCGAAGUGAACAAUAUAAUUUCAACGUUGUGGAGAAAAACUUAACUUGGAUUUUUAUACGAUUGGCCGUUACUACAGUAGACUUUACCUGUGUGAAUAUACAGGUAUUUGUUAAUAACGGACAUUAUCGGGUCAUCAUUGAGAUUUAAAUCCGGCAUUCCCAGGAAGGCAAGGUGUAAGAGGACAGGAUGGUAAAUUACAUCAUGUCAAAUCAUCCCACGCCAAUAACUGCUGUUGAGUGUUAGGCGUGUGAAAUUGGAAAAAAAAUAAUCUCGGUUGAUAACUUGCCACAACUUUUUCGAUACAUAUAUAUGACAAUUAUUCAACAUAUACAUAUUCAACAGGAGACCAUUCAUUUCAUAUCAUUCUUGAAAAUGUCGACACGAAGUAAAGUAUGUGCCGUUUUAAGGACCAGUUGGACCGUUGGAUUAGUCAUGGUGUGUGUCGUAUUGUUACCAGUCAACUCGUCUACAACGACUAACUUUCUGGAUAACAACUUAUGCAGUCCUGGAAAUACCAUCACGUGCCCAUGUUCGAUUCUCAGCAAUGAUAGACUCCUGGUCAACUGUUCUUCCAAAGGGUUCAUUGAAGUACCUGCGGGCAUUCCUCGUGACUCCAAGGUGUUGAUGUUGAAAAACAAUAUGAUAACAUGGAUUAAUUCAGGAAACUUCCUUAAUCUACAUUUACUAGAAACGUUACAUAUCAACGAUAACAGGAUCAAGAAUAUAGCUGGUGGAAGCUUUGAUCAGCUAUACAGCCUCAGGACCCUGAACUUGCAGAACAACUUAUUAACAAGGAUUGAAUCUACAAUGUUCCGAUAUUUGUCUAACCUUGCAACACUGGACCUUUCAAAUAACCAGAUUUCAAGAGUAGUUGGCGAUUCUUUCGUUACCCUGACCAAAAUCAACCAGAUUGCUUUUACCGGAAACACCGGUCUUAUUUGUGAUUGCGAGAUGAGGAAGUUCAAACAAUGGUACGACUUCAUGUCAACAGCAUUUGGCGUCAGCGUGCUGGACGCGUAUUGUGCGAACAAAAACAAUCUUCCAAUUCAGGACGUAUCUGACUUUGGUGGAUGCACUGGACAGGAUCUUUUCAAUCAGGGUAUUGAUUGUGAAGGUUGUUCCCGGAAAAAGAGUGAUAGGGAAUGUGACGAAACAACAACUACAGUACAGUGUUUAACUGAAGAUAAACCGGUGUGUUAUUCUAAUUUGACGUUCACAACGAGUGGUCUAGAGCUUAAUAAAGGAUGUGAAUCUUUUCGAACUUGUGUCGAAAAAGCUCGAGCUGUCAGUUCACAAUGCUUUGGGAGUGCCAACGAAGUUCACUGUAAAUACUGUUGUAUAGGAGACAGCUGUAACCAUGGAAACACACUAGGUCGGACAAGAAUAAUAACGUUUGACUUAUCAACGUUACUGCGUGGUACUUUGGAGUCCAAUCUUUUUAAUGUUGGUUCACUGGCAUACACCCAGUUUCAGACCGGAAUUGCAAAUAUUCUGACCAAUCAAGCAUUAGGAACAUAUCACGUGAUUGUAAAAGUCAUCGCGCCAAGCAGUGGAGAAUUUACCGUGAUUGCUACCAUCGACUGCAACACCUUGGUGGAAAAAACUGAACUCACAAUAUAUAACUUUAUCUAUACUGAACUGAAAAAAGUACAGGGGCUUUACGAACAUGACGUGAAGAGCUGGAGCCUUGAUCACCCAACUUUGUGUCCCGCCGAACUUGUUGACAGUCCUAAAGGAACGUUUUCAUGGCCUGCAGCUGAAAUAGGGGCUUCAGAGAGAGCUCAAUGCCGAAACUACACUGGAAACAGGAUCAAAUAUGCAACAAGAGAGUGUCUCAUGGGGAUACAAAAUAAGGCAGAUUGGUCAGCGAUGAGUGUUGGGGAUUGCCUUGACUACACUGGAACAACGACGACAACGACGACGACGACGACAACGACAAUAGCGCCCCCUGUGAACAGAACGGCCGAUUUGACAGCGCUAUCUCGGGAAGCCGCCACAGACGCUAAUGCCGAUGACCAGGCUUUGGAGCUCGCAAAAAUAUCAGAGGCAUCCGAAACCUACACCAGUGCCGAUGUGAGGUUGACGGUCGAUAAGUUAGAGGAGUUUGUCAACUUGGAUAGCACACACUCCUCCAUACAAAGAGGAGGGAACAUAGCGAAGACCAUGAGCAACUUCCUGGAUACACCACAACUGCAGUUAUCAGCUGCAGAGAAGGACUCAAAUAGCCCAACUAGAUUUUUGCAGACAGUACAGAAGCUUGUAGAUAAGUCAGCACAGAACAGUUUCAGCGCUGUUAAUCCAAAUUUGGCACUUUUCUCUAGAGGAGGCAUAACAUCGUCCAAUUUCAAUGGCUAUACUAUUCAAUCGAAUAAUAAGCCAGGAGAAAAAUUUGCUCCGACUUCUGUAGAGGUGAUAGCUGGAUCACGCAAUAACAGCGAACAAUCCUACAUGAUUCUACCUGCCGAUCUCCCACAGUCAUUGAGCGCCAGUGAACGAUCAGCUAUGUCUAAAAUUACGUUUGCAGUUUUUGCAGAGGACAAGUUAUUUUCCGCAAUAACAGGUAAACUUCCAGCGUUUGGUGGUCCGCAAGUCGAGGAUGAUUUGGAUUUCAUCAGGGGCCCAAAUAGUUUGAUAAUGGCUGCUUCCAUUCCGAACGUUGACGUCAAGGGUCUACAAAGUCCUGUCUUACAACGUUUUGUUCAUACUGAAAAGAAUUCUAAGAAUCCAGCCUGCGUAUUCUGGGACGAAAACUUGCAGUCUACCGCAAAGUGGUCAGGCGAGGGAUGCUCCGUUUACGAAACUGUGGCCAAUUCCCACACCACAUGUGCAUGUGACCACUUGACCAAUUUCGCUUUACUUAUGGAUAUAUACGGAACGGGAGGAGGCAUCAGCGACGAGAACAGACUAGCCAUGUCCAUUAUCUCCUACGUCGGAUGUAGUAUUUCCCUCUUUAGCCUCUUAUUGACGCUCUUCACAUAUUGUUUAUUUAAGAAACUACGAAGCAGUAACCCGUCAAAGAUCCUCAUAAACCUGUGUAUAGCAUUGAUUGCAGUCAAUGUAAUUUUUAUUUUGGGUCAGCAGGCCUAUGCACUCGACAACUCCGCUGCAUGCAAGGUCGUGGCUGUACUGCUACAUUACUUCCUGCUGUCCGCCAUGACUUGGAUGGCCGUGGAGGCUUUCUACAUGUAUCUGGCAUUGGUCAAGAUAUUCAACACCUACAUUCGACGGUUCCUCAUCAAAUGUUGCCUGGUUGGAUGGGGUAUUCCGCUGGUUGUUGUGGUGGUGACAUUGGGGAUAAACAAGACGGAUAAUUAUGGCCGACAGCCGGGAGACAUAUGCUGGUUAGAUCCCAUUCCGUUCUACAGUGCAUUCCUUGCCCCUGUGCUGCUGAUUCUGAUUUUAAACACAAUCGCAUUCGUCAUGGUAACACGGCAGUUGUUCGGAAUGUCAUCAAAGAAGAUCACCAAGUCUGACAAAUCCAGCACGUUGUCCCGACUUCGAGGGGCAGUGGGCGUGGUCAUUCUCCUUGGUCUUACGUGGGUGUUUGCAGUAUUUGCGGUCGGUGGCACCGGUGGAAUUAUUGUCCAAUAUUUGUUCACUAUUUUCAACUCACUUCAGGGACUUUUCAUUUUCAUUUUUUAUUGUUUUCUGCACAAAGAGGCGAGGAAGCACUGGGCAAGAACGUUGCCCUGUUGUGACGCAUCCAACGAGAAAGGAAGCACACAGACCAGUAGAGAGGAGAAAGGGAAAAAGUACACCGCAGGAUACAAUUCCAGCAGUUCUCCGUCUUCUAGAAAUGGCACUGCUUCCUCUGGCGACUUUUCUUCUGAUAUAAGCAGGAGCACAAGUCAAAGUGACAUCGAUCCACAAUUUCGAUCGAAUGAGCAUACAAGAGGAAGAUACCCAUCAUAUGCUGAUUCAACAAUUUAGUGCUCCAUGCAUGUUUAAUUUCACGAUAACAAUACAAAAGUAACAAGAUUCCACAAUGUUUUUCUCAGCUGAUUUGUGAUUCAUUAUAAUGGAGUUGUCGACCCCACUGCGACUCAACAAUAUAGCGCUUAAAGGUUACACGGCUCAACAAUAUAGCGCUUAAGGUUACACGGCUCAACAAUAUAGCGCUUAAUGAUUACAUUGUGUAGUAAUGUAGCACUCACCUACACUGAUUCAACAAUAUCUAGCUCAACUCUAAAAUAAAGCACGACUAUUCUGAUGUACCAAUGCAACGAUUUAUCCAUUUCUGAUUCUACAAAGAAGUACUGAACACUUGAUUCAACAAAAUCGUU
Molecule: messenger RNA, 5196 nt
Organism: Mizuhopecten yessoensis (Yesso scallop)
Lineage: Eukaryota; Metazoa; Mollusca; Bivalvia; Pectinida; Pectinidae
Product: adhesion G-protein coupled receptor G6-like
Exons: 27
Coding region: 1223-4843 (1206 amino acids)
Biological process (GO): G protein-coupled receptor signaling pathway; cell surface receptor signaling pathway
Cellular component (GO): membrane
Molecular function (GO): protein binding; G protein-coupled receptor activity
Source: RefSeq, a predicted model, not a curated record